ACGGAGGUCCCCGUUUUCCCAGAAGCGCGGCCGGUCAGCCAUAAAAUUUAAGCUUUUAUCCAAUCUGACGGGCCUUACUUGUCAUGUUUGAAGGCAUUUUGUAGGUCAAUACCUGCGGUCAACUCAUGCAGAAUUCAAUGGACGAUAAACAGAAUCACGAUGGACAGGAGAAGGACACGAUCAGCCCUGCAGUCUCAGGAUGCAUGCAGCUCAUCCUUCACACCAUCGAAGAGAGGAUAAUGGAUAAAGAAGAUGAUGCGGUCAAUGAAAAGAUGAAACACACAGGAGGUGGUUCACAACUACAUGAUGUAGACACAAUUGACAAGAGCACAGCGGGCACAAACAGUGAUACCGAAAGGGGAAAUGAUGAGGUCGGCAGUUUGAGCAGCAGCGAUGGGUACAACUCUGUCGACGAGGAUAAGAGCACAAAUUCAAGCGAAUCAUGGCGUAACACCAAAAACAGCAAAACACGUCUUGAUGAGAGUAGAGAAACAGACAUCGAGAGGGGCAUUGGGAAUGGCAACGAGGCAGAUCCUGAUGCCAACAAUGAUGUUAACAGUGAUUGGAGCAAUGAUGCAGAGAUUAAUAGCACUAGCAGCGAAGCAAAUAGCAGUAGCAAGUUGAGCGAUGUUGCAAAACCCACCACAACCAAUGAUUUUGAAACUGAUAUGUGCAUGGAAACCAACUCUGAAUCAAAUGAAGCUGACUUUGAUGCAGAGCCGGACCAGACAAGAAAUGAUGCAGACAUGGAAACCAACGAGGGUAUAGAUAUUAACAAUAUUAAUAGAAACAGUUUGAAAGACAUAGAGAGGCACGGCGAGGAAGUGGAUUUUAAUGAAAGAAGGGACGAUGUGGCUGAGAGCUUGGGCGACAGUUUGGAAGUGGAUACUAGCACAGAUCAAAACAAUGACGAUGUCGGUAUCAAUGAUGAUGGUAGAAGCAUUGGUGAAGAAGUCAAUAAUACAGAGAUCGACAGUGACAGAAACACAGCUGCGUCUCUGGAAACACAUCCUCCUGAGGAGUGUUCCCAAGUCGAGGAAAACACACCAGCACCUAAGACGGAUGAAAUUAAAAACACAAUCAUGGCAGAAAUCUUGGAGAAAACAACUCCGAUUAGUAUCGGAGUUGACGAGCCCCGACCAUUCUCGAUGAUGACUAACCAGCCACAGCACCCAGGCUUGAAUCUUGAGAGCCUGCUACCGCACGAAGGGCAGAGAUGGGCGAUGCUCCGAGACAAAAUGAUGACCGCAUCCCAGUUUGAGCAGUAUGCAAGGCGGACACAGGGAGAUCCACCAUGGAGUGCUGAUGAGGCUUUUAUUAGUUUCUUUCUUGAUCGCUUGGAGAUGUAUGAAUUGCUUCCUAUGCCGGAGAUGUCACCAAAGAAGAAAAAGACCAGACGAAAGGGCCAACCACGCAAGUAUGAAAGGUGUAUGUCUGGUCCAGGAAAAUUGCUUCCUAUGACGGAGGUCAAGCAGGCUGCACCAAAGAAGAAAAAGACAAGACGAAAGGGCCAACCACGCAAGUAUGAAAGGGUCCAAAAUGACACGGAGGUCAAAGUGAAGCAACCACCUAAGAAGGCAACCAAGAUGGUCGAUGACUUCGUCUUUGUGGAGGAUCUAUUUGAUGAUGAGGACAUCUUGUCUAUGGAUGACAACUCAGAUGAUCUGGAUUAUGAACCGGUGUCCAUCAUAAGAUAUAAAAAGACUGCAAGUAGAAGGUUGCCGCGUCGAAGCAGCAGUAAACGAACGAGGGAAGAAACGGAAGAAAUGGAAGAAGUCUCCUUAGACACACCUGAUGUGCCGGAUGAUGAUGAGUUUGAGCUCGUUAAACCACCCAAGAUUAAGAAGAAAGUCAAGAUUAUUAAGCCCAAGCCAGAAGGACCACCACGCAAGAGAGGCCGACCAAAAAAAGAUCCAAAUGCCCCUCCAAAGGUUCCUGGCAAGAAAGGGCGCCCACCAAUGUCCGAAGAGGAAAGACAGGCAAAACGGAGAGCGACCAUUGAGACAACCCGCAUUCGAUUGGAAGUUCUAAGAAGUUCUCUGCCCAAACGGCUUUGCUGUAAAUUUUGUGAUGCGCAUUUCACUGAAACGGAGGCAGUGACCCUACACUACUUUGAGGUUCAUCGACAGCAGAGAAUCGGAGAAGCAGAUCGCCUCGAUCCAGCAAGCGCUUUCAACAUGUCUCAAGUCACUGACAUUGCCGUCCUGCUGAGAGAAUGUCCAAAGUGUAAAGAGUACGUUGAAAACCUGACCCGGCACAAUCGUACGCACCAGGUGCGAAACUUCAUCUGCGAGGAGUGCGGCAAGUUCUUUGUGUCGCGGAUACGGUUGAAGCUGCACAGGCGCAUACACCAAAUGGAUCGAACCGGAGAGCGGUUACACUGCGACAAGUGCGACAAAUCCUACCGCUGCCUUUCCAGCCUCCAAAGGCAUCAGUUGAUACACGCGGGCAAGAAGACGUUCAUCUGCGACCAAUGCGGCAAGGAUUUCUUCAAUAGUGUCCGACUGAGGGUGCACCGCACCGUCCACAUGAAAGAGAAACCAUACAAGUGUUCCGAUUGCGGACGCGGCUUCACCCAACUCACCAACUUGAGGAGCCAUCAGAGGGUGCACACCGGGGUAAAGCCGUACAAGUGUGACGUCUGCAAUGAGUCGUUCACACAUAAAGUCAGCCUGAAGACGCACCAGAAAAAGAAACAUGGAAUAGAUUGGUGGAAGGAGAACGGGAUCGAAGUAGAAGAAAGGAAGCCCAGCAGCAGGAAAUCUGCCGACAAGAAACCUUCAAACAGAGGAGUGGCGGAAAUGAAGACGACCAUCCCGGAUCAACAUCAUGCCCAUGCCCAUGCACAUGCACAUGCGCAUGCACAUGCGCACACCAAUGAGGGCAUGCGGAAUUACGAUUUUGUCAGUAAUCUGAUUACGCAUGGCACCAAGACGUAUGCACAGCUGGAGAGGAAGACUAAUGUUGGUGAAGCAUUUCACACCAUGAUGAAUCCUUACGAUAAUCCAUGGCAGUCGUGAGGUGAAGGUUCGAUCGUAUAUUUAAGAAUUCAUUAUGAGUGCUUUACAACAUUAUGGUAAUUACACUGAGUGAGUUACCAUCAAAAAGCUUGUAGUAGAUUAGACAAAGAGUCAAGCACCCUCCAAGGUUAUCAAAUAACCAUUUUAAACAUUAUUUAAAUUUGUGUAUUUAUAGCAACUUUAGCAAGGCUAAUAUUAGACACAGACCAACGGCUUUUAACCUCUGCUUUUAACCACUUGAACGUAUGUUAUUACUGCACAAAAUGUUUAAUUUUUCAGUGUCCAUUUUGAACUUUUGGCAGAGCGAUACCACAAACUGGGCCUGUGGUGGGAAAAUACCCUAAAUAUUACCAGUCAGCUAAUUGUGAUCAAAUACACACUUUGUUUUCAGAUUCGGUCCAUGACUGAACGCAUUGUUAGUUAAGUUGAACAUCACUGAUUUAGUUCCACAUAGCUAGUAUGUUCUCCAUCAUAUCAAUGCAACAAACUUGUGAAAAUUUGGGCUUAAUCAUUUGUUUGAGUCCGGAGAAAGUAGCGAAAACCAUGCAAUAUUUUCACCAUGUACCGGUAAGUACAUUUUCCUUAAUUUUGGUUGCAACAAUUGAAAUCAGCUGUUACGUUUUUAAAAAGGUUUUCAGAUACAGGUUUCUCAAACAUUUUCAGAGGCAAAAUGUUCACAUAAACAAUGGUUUUUGUGUUGACUUCAUUAACAGCAUUCUUUCAGACUAAACAAUGGUGUUUUUUUAUCUUUCUGUAUUUAUAAUACCUUUAAAGCCAUGUUGGUUGCAACCAUACAGGAAUUUGUUCAAAAAAGUUGUGUGACUUGCAUGGUCUGUUACAUCAAAUAUGUCAAAGGUUGCUGUAGUCAUCGGUUAUUUCAGAAUUUAAGCUGUGUGUGUAUUUGUGUGUGUGUGUUUUCCCCUUUUUCUAAAAAAGGGCGUAGCAAUAUUUCUUAGGUGGCAGGAACUUAUUUUCGGGAAAAUUGUAUUUUAUUGUUUUAAUAUUUGCAAAAGGCACCAAGGCGAAAUGAAGGGGCACUCGGGCAGAACGAAGAGGCCCAGAGUGGACACACUUGAUUAAGGUAUCACAAGCUGAAGCUAUAAUGACCAUACAAAACUUACUUGGUAAAGAGCACUGGCGAGCUGUUGAUUAUAUAAAACAUUAUCAGAAACAACCCCCUUUUGAAGUAAUGAAGUUUUAGAGAAAGAGGUAUUUUUUUUUACCAACAUUUGAAUUGAAAUAAUAAGGAAUAAAGCCUUUCGGAAAGAACACAUUUUUACGCAACAGUAUUUUUUCUGUCAUUAGUAUCUUGCAAUUUUGACGACCAAUUGAGCCCAAGUUUUCACAGGUUUGUAUUUUAUGCAUGUUGGGAUACACACAGUGAGAAUGAAGGUCUUUUACAAUUACUACCAACAGAACAUUAAAAUGUUCUGAGUGUGGAUAGUUGUGGGUAUGGUGGCUUCGUGGUUUCUUUCCGUGCCUUUCACAUCUGUGAACAUUUCUGAUCACCAUCUUGUUAUUGGCCUUGUUGUUGAAUGUGUAAUGAAAUAACAGUUUUACCAAAUGAAUACAGCUUACAAGUACAUGUUAUAGCUUCAAUGAAGGUGAAGCUGUGCAACUUUCUUUGUUUUUGCCUCUCAAGGCGGUUGGGUCACUUUCAUUUUGGAAAGUCUAUGAGAAACUUUUCUUCUCAUUUCUGAUCACCAUCCUGUUAUUGGCCUUGUUGUAUGUGUAAUGAGGUAAGAAUAUUUUUACCAAAUGAAUACAACUUGUUGUUAGGGCCUAAAGUUUCAGGCAGGGUGAAGCUGUGCAUUUUACUUUGUUUUUGCCUCUAAAAGCUGCAUGUAUUUUUGUCUUUGCCUGUCAAGGCGGUUGGAUCAAAGUGUCACUGGCGUUGUGUACUGUUGGCAUGAAUGUAUAUGUUGUAGAAAUCUAGACUUGCACAGCCUUAAAGGUCCAUAAAAUGGAGUCCUUUUCUUUAACUUUAUGCACAAUUAAGACUUACCAGAGAUCUAUCUACUCCCUUUGAAAAACCUGUCUUCUGUACAUACAGUGCUAAAAUGUAGUAUUUACAAAAAUGUUAAUCAGUUUAAAGGCAGUGGACACUAUUGGUAAUUACUCGAAAUAAUUAUUAGCA
This is a messenger RNA of Asterias rubens (European starfish), 5157 nucleotides long. RefSeq names its product myoneurin-like. The transcript is spliced from 7 exons. Gene Ontology annotation, molecular function: DNA-binding transcription factor activity; RNA polymerase II cis-regulatory region sequence-specific DNA binding. The coding region runs from base 126 to 3020 and encodes 964 amino acids. Gene Ontology annotation, biological process: regulation of transcription by RNA polymerase II. NCBI's taxonomy places the organism in Eukaryota, Metazoa, Echinodermata, Asteroidea, Forcipulatida, Asteriidae. The record is from RefSeq and is a predicted model, not a curated record.